AUGAUUGAAUGCCUUAAGUUCUCGCCACUGGCUCAGGCAUUAACAAUGGCGGAAUUUGUUCCCUUGGUUCAUCACUCAAAGGCAUACUCAUCCACAAUCUACAAUAAAGCAGAGGACAUCAUCCACUUCGAGGAAACCCUUUCUUCCUUAAUUUUGAAAUGGGUUGUUCACUCUCUUGUUCACGAUGGAGUUUCUAAGAGAUUGUUGCUAGGUGGGGAUUCUCUGAAACAAAGGGGAGACAAAGACCAACAACCACUGACUGAAACUGAUCAGAAGGGUAUUGAAGCUUUUGCAUCAAAGAAAGGUGAAUGGAAAGAAAUUGAUGAAGAAGAAAAUGAGUUCACUUUGGCAGACCAGCCAUUUAUGAACACAUAUGAUUGGAUCUUCUUGUUCCAGAUCGUUAUGAAAGAUGAAAAGAAGUAUAAGCCUAUCGUUGCACAUUUGAAAAAGAUGCUCAUCUACUACAUCCAUGAAAUUGCGAAGAUGGAUGUUAAAAUAGCAUUAGUUUUGAUGAAAAGGUCUAUUCUAAAGACAGAAGAGCAAUUGAAGGAUAUUCAGAAGCUAAAAGUGGGAACUAUCUGA
This is a messenger RNA of Lactuca saligna, 582 nucleotides long. The record is from the annotation of a GenBank genome assembly. NCBI's taxonomy places the organism in Eukaryota, Viridiplantae, Streptophyta, Magnoliopsida, Asterales, Asteraceae.